AUGGUGAGAGCGUGGUACAUGGCAGAUGUAACAGAAGGAAAGCUGGGCGUAAUAUAUUUUAAGUUUGACACAGACUGUAGUAAGGACCAAGAAAAACUGGAAGUGCUAAGAAAGGAAAGAGGCUAUUCUUAUGAAGAUCAUGUCACUAUAAGUAAGGAAUCGUUUAAGGAAAAGUUUGAUUCCAUGACACAGAUGUUUUUCAUCGAGCAUCUACACGAGGAUGACGAGAUUCGUUACAUCCGCGACGGCAGCGGCUACUUCGACGUGAGAGACCGCGGUGACAAGUGGGUGAGGAUUCACAUGACGAAAGGUGACAUGAUCAUCCUACCUGCCGGCUUAUACCACAGGUUCACUCUCGACUCUCAGGAAUACGCGAAAGCCAGUCGAUAUUUCAUCGGUGUGCCCGUGUGGACACCCAUCAACAGACCAGCUGAUGAUCACCCAGCCCGUAUUGCGUAUUUGAAGACCAUAUCGGCCUAGGAUUUGCAAGUGUCUUAUAAACACCAUGACAACUUUAGAUAAUUUACGUCUCUGUGGCAGGAAUCCUUAGCCGACAGGAGAUAUAGGGCCAGCUAAUCGUCAUGUUGUAGCAGCAGUGGCACAAGUGUUUUACCACUGAAGGACAAUUUUCAACUUGGCUUAAAGUCUCAUCAGUUCCUUCUAAAUUUUAAUACACCUCUGAAAUUGUGAGCUCUCGGUCGAAAAAGCUACAAUAAAUUAGGUUGUUUAAACAUAAUACUGUAAUAUGUGGUACGUGAAUAUAAAACGUGAUACGUGAAUAAACAGAAAAAUCAAUUGUCAGA
Messenger RNA from Priapulus caudatus, 803 nucleotides. Its product is annotated as 1,2-dihydroxy-3-keto-5-methylthiopentene dioxygenase-like. Gene Ontology annotation, molecular function: acireductone dioxygenase [iron(II)-requiring] activity. The coding region runs from base 1 to 480 and encodes 159 amino acids. The record is from RefSeq and is a predicted model, not a curated record. The transcript has 5 exons. NCBI's taxonomy places the organism in Eukaryota, Metazoa, Priapulida, Priapulimorpha, Priapulimorphida, Priapulidae.